This is a messenger RNA of Pelmatolapia mariae (spotted tilapia), 1512 nucleotides long. RefSeq lists its product as uncharacterized. Lineage: Eukaryota; Metazoa; Chordata; Actinopteri; Cichliformes; Cichlidae. The transcript has a single exon. Bases 1 to 1512 code for a protein of 503 amino acids. The record is from RefSeq and is a predicted model, not a curated record. Gene Ontology annotation, molecular function: GTP binding.
AUGACUGUUGGUGAAAAAAAUAAAAAAAAGACAAAUAAAACCAUCUUACUUGUGGGUGAAACAGGAGCAGGAAAAUCUACUCUGAUCAACGCUUUGGUCAACUACACGAUGGGAGUGAAGUGGGAGGAUGAAGUCUGGUUUAAGAUUGUAGAGGAGGAGGACACAAGUCUAUCAGAAAGUCAGACAUCAGAUGUGAUCAUGUAUGAGAUCUUUGGUUUUGAAGAUGAAACUCUGCCAUACUCUCUGACCAUAAUCGACACGCCUGGAUAUGGUGCCACCAAAGGGGUUGAGAAUGAUGUCAUUGUUAGUGAAAGAUUAUUUGACUUGUUUCGAUCAGAUGACGGAGUUCAAGAAGUUCAUGCAGUGGGUCUAGUGAUGAAGGCGACAGAUAAUCGACUGAGUGAUCGAUUGAGGUACAUCUUUGAUUCAGUGAUGUCUCUGUUUGGAAAAAACCUGAAGAAAAACAUUGUAGCCCUGAUCACACACUCAGAUGGAAGAAGACCUGAAAAUGCUCUUGAAGCUCUUGAAGCUGCAAAAAUAAAAUGUGCCAGAAUAGAGAAUGAGCCAGUUUACUUCCUGUUCAAUAACCAACAGAAAAAAAAAAGAAGAAAGAAAGAUAAGGUGGGUUUGGAUAACGCAUGGAGAGUAUCAGAGGGAGGAAUUAGUGAAUUCUCAAAAUUCCUGGAAAAUAUUGAGCCUCAGAAACUGAUGACAACUGUUGAAGUGUUAAAUGAACGCAUCCGACUGACAGCCUGCAUUCAAAACCUGCAAAAAAGAAUAGAUUUUAUUGAAUUAAAACAGACAGAAAUCAAACAGACUCAAGAGGCUCUGAAGAAACAUGAAGAAGAGAUGAAGAUAAAUAAGGAGUUCACUAUAGAAUUUGAUGAGGUCUACAAAGUUAGAGAAGAUAUCGAGGUUGGGUGGUGGUGCUUGUUGGCUGGGUAUGCAGGAGCUGUCAGCUGUAAAGUCUGUGAGGAGAACUGUCACUAUCCUGGAUGCACAAUGGCCUGGUAUCCUGAACACUGUGAGGUCAUGAAAGGAGGCCGCUGUACUUCUUGUACCAACAAGUGUCCUGCAUCAGAUCAUGUGAAAGAAAGGAAGAUCUAUGAAACCAAGACACUUCAUGUCAAAAAGACUAAUGAAGAAAUGAAAAAGAAAUAUGAAAAGAACAAGACAGAAAGUGAGAACAAGUCCAGCCUUUUGGAAAAUCUAGAAAAGGAAAUGAACCAGCUGACAGCAGAGAAGUCACAGUGGCUGGAGGAGUCCUACCAACAUGUUGUCAGACUGGAGGAAAUCGCUCUGAAUGCUUUUUCUCUGUCCACUAUUGUACACUUUGAGUUAUUAAUUGAGAAGAUGAAGGAGAAAGGAGACACAGAGAAGGUCCAGAAAUUGAAGGAGAUGAGAAGCAGAGUGGAUGACGGUGCCAGAGGAGCUCUGCAGUACACACUUCACAUACCUGCAGUUAUGAAAAAAUUGGGGAAAACCUUAUGGAAUAAGAUGAAAAACCAUUAG